Molecule: messenger RNA, 1720 nt
Organism: Prunus persica (peach)
Lineage: Eukaryota; Viridiplantae; Streptophyta; Magnoliopsida; Rosales; Rosaceae
Exons: 2
Coding region: 145-1542 (465 amino acids)
Source: RefSeq, a predicted model, not a curated record
ACCCUUGACUGAGCCGUCAUCGAUGAUAAAUUAACAUAGAAACUACACAAUCAUAAAUUCAGGAUCGAGAAGCUGCAUACAAACCCAGAGCAGCUGCUAAGCAAAGAGGAAAUACAAAGAAAAUCCACUCAGGCAAAUCAGAAAAUGAGUUCCCAGAGUGUAAAACACAUCUCAGAGUGCUUUGUCCAGCCACAGCAUGCUUCAGAUGAAUCAAAGCAGCCCUUGUACUUGGCACCCACCGAUCUUCCCAUGCUCUCUGCCCACUAUAUCCAAAAAGGUCUUCUUUUUGCCAAGCCUCCAGAAGCCAUGAAUGAUCACAAGAAGGCAGAUUUCAUUAAUGCUCUGCUCGAAAAGCUCAAGCACUCUCUCUCCCUGGCCCUUGUUCAUUUCUACCCACUUGCAGGUCGCCUUGCAACAAAGAAAGAAGAAAACCCACCUCUCUAUUUGGUUUAUAUAGAUUGCAACAACAGCCCUGGAGCUAAAUUCAUCUAUGCAACUGUAGACUUGUCCAUCUCUGACAUCCUUUCACCAACUGAUGUGCCUUUGGUUGUUCAGUCGUUUUUUGACCAUGACAGAGCAGUCAACCAUGACGGGCACACCAUGUCUUUGCUAACAGCUCAGGUCACGGAGCUGGUGGAUGGCAUCUUCAUAGGGCUUUCCAUGAACCACUGCCUUGCUGAUGGUACCUCUUACUGGCAUUUCUUCAACACUUGGUCUGAAAUCUUUCAGGCACAAACACAAACACAUGCCAGUCAAAACAAUAAUAUCAUACCGUAUAUCUCAAGACCACCAGUCCUCAAGCGGUGGUUUCCAGAAGGUCAUGAUCCAAUCAUCAGCCUCCCUUACACGCACCCAGAUGAGUUCAUUGGCAGAUUUGAAGCUCCCAAACUCAGAGAGAGAAUGUUUCACUUCUCCUCAGAAGCCUUAGCCAAACUCAAAGCAAAGGCCAAUGCAGAGGCUAAAACAACCAAAAUCUCUUCCUUCCAGUCCUUGUCUGCCCUUCUCUGGCGCUGCAUUACCCGGGUGCGGCGUCUACCUCCGAGCCAGUCAACCAGCUGCAGGUUGGCUGCGAAUAACAGAGCAAGAUUAGACCCACCAUUGUCUGGAGAUUACUUUGGGAACUCAAUUCACCCAAUCAAAUCAGAAGUUGUGACCGCAGGUGAAUUGCUUGAACAUGGGCUUGGAUGGGCAGCGUGGAAGUUGCAUGAGGCUGUCGUUAACCUCGAUGACAAGUCGAUACGAGAGUUCAUUGAUGCUUGGUUGCAGUCUCGAAUGGUGUACCAAAUAGGCCAGUUUUUCGAUCCGCACAGUGUGAUGAUGGGAAGCUCCCCAUGGUUCAACAUGUACGGAAACGAAUUUGGAAUGGGAAAAGCAUUGGCGCUUCGAAGUGGAUAUGCAAAUAAGUUUAGCGGCAAAGUGUCAUCUUACCCGGGAGGCGAAAGAGGAAGCAUAGACUUGGAGGUUUGUCUUGUACCUGAUGCAAUGGGUGCUAUUGAAUGUGACCAUGAGUUCAUGGAAGCUGCCUCUGUAACCCAUUAUUAGUUUCAAAUUGUUGUAUGCAAAUCUUGCGUAAAGGAGAAGCAACAUUCAUCGACUCAAAACCUCGAAGUAUAGGUUUUUCUGUUUCUUCGAGAAGCAAAAUUUAUCGAUGUUGUUUCAGUCAAUCUUUUGUUCAUUUUUCAAAAUAUUGUUUAUAGCAACGGCGAUAUAGCUUAUGUGA